This is a messenger RNA of Mesoplodon densirostris (Blainville's beaked whale), 2226 nucleotides long. It is a transcript of the gene GRK4, whose product is annotated as G protein-coupled receptor kinase 4. Gene Ontology annotation, molecular function: ATP binding; G protein-coupled receptor kinase activity. Gene Ontology annotation, biological process: signal transduction; protein phosphorylation; regulation of signal transduction. NCBI's taxonomy places the organism in Eukaryota, Metazoa, Chordata, Mammalia, Artiodactyla, Ziphiidae. Bases 60 to 2135 code for a protein of 691 amino acids. Gene Ontology annotation, cellular component: cytoplasm. The record is from RefSeq and is a predicted model, not a curated record. The transcript is spliced from 16 exons.
CGCAGCGCUCUGGCUCCCUCGUCUGGGAAGCCGUUGGCCGGAACCGUCGCCGCCGGGGGAUGGUUCCCCGACCAGUGAGCCCCUCCCCGGGCGAUGGGGCCGACAGCCCGGGCCACGGCGCGGCGGGGGUGACCGCGGGGACCCGGCCCGCCCCCUCCUGGGCUGCAGCCCCGGGUCCUGAGGGCGAGGCGUCGCGGCGCCGGCAGCGUCCGACGCGGCGGCGGCGCGGGUGGUGGCCGUGGCGGCGGCGGCGGCAGAAGCAGCAACAGCUGCAGCAGCAGCAGGAGGGCGAGGAGGAGCGGCGGCCCAGUGCAGGACCGGACCUGGCGUUGGGCGAGCGAUGCGCGGAGGCUGCCCCGCCGCCGCCCCCGGCCGCCCCCUCGCCUCCUCGCGUCCGUAAAGCCUGGUCGCGGCGGCGGCGGUCGUCAAUGGAGCUCGAGAACCUCUUGGCCAACUCGAUGCUGCUGAAAGCGCGCCAAGGAGGAUAUGGCAAAAAAAGCGGUCGUAGUAAAAAAUGGAGGGAGAUGCUGAAGCUGCCCACCGUCAUCCAGUGCAGCAAGCUUCGACAUUUGAUUGAGAAGGAGUAUAGCAGUCUUUGUGACAAGCAGCCAAUUGGAAGACUUCUCUUCAGGCAGUUCUGUAAUACAAAGCAUGAUCUAAAGAGGUGCAUUGAAUUCCUGGAUGCAGUGGCGGAAUAUGAAGUGGCUGCUGAUGAGGACAGAAGAGACUGUGGGCUCCUGGUCUUAGACACAUUCUUCAUUGAGGAGGUUUCGGCAACCCCUCUACCAGAAAUACCGGCCCACGUCGUGCAGGAGUGCAGACUACAGCUGCAGGAGGACCCUUCCCAAGACGUCUUCAAGGAGUGCACUCGAAUUGUCCAUGACUAUUUAAGUGGAGAAUCAUUUGAAGAAUACCAAGAAAGCUCAUAUUUUUCUCGAUUUUUACAGUGGAAAUGGCUGGAAAGGCAACCAGUAACAAAGAACACAUUUAGACAUUACAGAGUUCUAGGAAGAGGCGGAUUUGGAGAGGUUUGUGCCUGUCAAGUGCGAGCCACGGGAAAAAUGUAUGCCUGUAAAAAGCUAGAAAAGAAAAGAAUAAAGAGGAGGAAAGGGGAAGCUAUGGCUCUCAAUGAAAAAAGAAUCCUAGAAAAAGUGCACAGUAGAUUUGUAGUUAGCUUAUGCUACACUUACGAAACCAAAGAUUCCUUGUGCUUGGUGCUAACCCUUAUGAACGGAGGUGACUUGAACUUUCACAUUUACAACUUGGGCAACCCCGGCUUCGAUGAGCAGAGAGCUAUUUUCUAUGCCGCAGAGCUGUGCUGUGGCUUGGAGGAUUUGCAGAGGGAAAGAAUUGUGUACAGAGACUUAAAGCCUGAGAACGUUCUCCUUGAUGAUCAUGGACACAUCCGGAUUUCAGAUCUUGGUUUAGCCAUGGAGAUCCCGGAAGGGGAGACCAUCCAAGGAAGAGUCGGAACGCUCGGCUACAUGGCUCCCGAAGUUCUCAAUCUUGAAAGGUAUACAUUUAGUCCUGAUUGGUGGGGACUUGGCUGUCUGAUAUACGAAAUGAUUCAGGGACAGUCUCCGUUCAGAAAAUUCCAAGAGAAGGUCGAUAGGGCGGAGGUGGAGCGGAGAGUGAAGGAGGAGGCAGAGCGGUACUCCGAGAAGUUCUCCGAGGACGCCAAGUCCAUCUGCAGCCUGCUACUCACCAAGGAUCCCAAGCAACGCCUGGGCUGCAGGGGCGAAGCGGUGGCUGAAGUCAAGGGACACCCUGUGUUCAAGGACAUUAACUUCAAGAGGCUGGAGGCCCACACGUCAGACCCCCCUUUCCGUCCUGACCCGCAGGUGGUUUACUGCAGGGACGUCCUGGACAUCGAGCAGUUCUCCAAGGUGAAGGGCAUCCACCUGGACAGCACCGACCACACCUUCUACAGCCAGUUCGUCACGGGCUGUGUCUCCAACCCCUGGCAGAACGAGAUGAUCGAGUCUGAAUGUUUCAAGGACAUCAACGAAAGGGGAAAUGUGGCAUUAGAUCCAGAAGAGAAAACAUAUCAACCAGCUCCCAAACAGAAGAGAGGCUUCUUCCACAGAGUCUUCACUCGAGGGCUUUCUUUUUUCAGUGCCUGUUAUAUAAGAUAAUUUACAUAGUUUGAAAGCCAGCUGUAAGGCGCAGUUUGAGCCCAGCGAGAAGAAUCCUCACAGUGAUGUUUGUUAUUGCUAUGAAAACUGU